AUGAUUGCAUUGGUACUACUCUUUAUCCUGACAGGUACUGUUCUGUAUGGGUGGUACUUCUGUAAAUCGUUCAACACCACGCGCCGAACCGACCCUCCUGUGGUCAAGUGCACCACGCCUUUUAUAGGUCACCUCGUCCAGUUCGGCAAGGAUCCGUUGGGGUUUCUACGAAAUUGCAAAAAGACAUAUGGGGGGAUCUUCACCUUCAACGCAUGUGGUAAUCGCAUCACGAUCAUCGGGGAUGUUCACGAGCAUAGCAAGUUCUUUACCCCCCGUAACGAGAUCCUCUCGCCUCGUGAGGUCUACGCGUUCAUGAUACCAGUUUUUGGCGAGGGGGUGGCCUACGGUGCGUCCUAUGCACGCAUGCGUGAGCAAAUCAACUUCCUGGCGGAGGAGCUCACCGUCGCGAAGUUCCAGAACUUCGUGCCGUCGAUCCAGCACGAGGUCCGCAAGUUCGUCGAGGCGAACUGGAAAGGCGACUCCGGGGAGAUCAACAUCCUGGAGGACUGCAGCACGAUGAUCAUCAACACCGCCUGUCAAUGUCUCUUCGGCGAGGACCUUCGCCGUCGUCUGAACGCGCGCCAGUUCGCGCAGCUCCUCGCUCGGAUGGAAGCGAGCCUGAUCCCCGCCGCGGUCUUCAUGCCCAUCCUGCUCAAACUCCCGCUGCCGCAGUCCUACCGCUGUCGGGAGGCGCGGGCGGAGUUGCAGGCGAUCCUCACCGACAUCAUCCUCGCCCGUGAAAAGGAAGAAGGGCUGCAAGACAGCCACACCUCCGACCUCCUCGCCGGGUUGCUUCGCGCCGUCUACCGCGACGGCACUCGGAUGACGCAGCAUGAGGUGUGCGGCAUGAUCGUCGCCGCGAUGUUUGCCGGGCAACACACCUCCACCAUCACCACCACCUGGUCGUUGCUGCAUCUGAUGCGGCCGGAGAAUGAGGCCCAUCUGGCCCGUCUCCGCGCCGAGGUGGAUGAAUUUCCCGCCCAACUCAACUACGACAACGUGAUGGAGGAGAUGCCGUUUACGGAGUCGUGCGCGCGGGAGUCGAUCCGGCGGGAUCCCCCGUUGAUUAUCUUGAUGCGAAAGGUUCUGAAGCCCGUGCAGGUGGGGCGGUAUGUCGUCCCCGCGGGCGACAUCAUCGCCUGCUCCCCGUUGCUCUCUCAUCACGACGAGGAGGCGUUUCCCGCGCCGCGGGUGUGGAAUCCACUGCGGAAUAUUCGUCGGGUGGAGGGCGCCUUCUGCGGCUUUGGCGGCGGGGUUCACAAGUGCAUCGGCGAGAAGUUCGGCCUGCUGCAGGUUAAGACGAUUCUCGCGACGGUGCUGCGCGAGUUCGACUUCGAGCCGAUCGGGCCCCUGCCGGAGCCAGAUUACCACACGAUGGUGGUCGGGCCCACCGCCAGCCAGUGCCGGGUGCGUUAUAUUCGGAAGAAGAAGCCCAUCAUCGCCGCCGCCGCGUGA
Molecule: messenger RNA, 1455 nt
Organism: Phytomonas sp. EM1
Lineage: Eukaryota; Euglenozoa; Kinetoplastea; Trypanosomatida; Trypanosomatidae
Source: the annotation of a GenBank genome assembly